CAUGGCGCUACCUUCAAGGUACUGCUGGAGGUGGAGAGCAAGUGUUACCGGCUUCAUUGAAACUCUGACAGGAGUCUCUGGAAGACCGAUCUUUAUUGCGGCUGCAUAUUUGAGAAGACCGGGCGCCAAAGCAUGUUUAGAAUACAAGAUCCCUGUCAUAGGUAGAGCUGUGCCGUUGAACACAGUGUCAAGCCCUGUUACAAGGCAUAGGAGUAGGUUUCUCUACCACACCCCAAGAGUUUGUUGUUGCAGGAUACACAGCGAUGCAAAACUGAAAGACCCUUUCACACUUGUACAAAAUGACUUGAAAAAUUUGUAUGAAGAUAUCAAAAAGGAGCUGUUGGUGCCCAAAGCAGAGCUGAAAGCUCUUUGUGAUUACUACUUUGAUGGGAAGGGAAAAGCCUUUCGACCAAUGAUAGUUGUACUAAUGGCCAGAGCCUGCAAUAUUCACAGCAACAAAGAGGGGAAUCUUUUGCCAGCUCAGCGAUCAAUAGCCAUGAUCUCAGAGAUGAUCCACACAGCCAGCCUGGUACAUGAUGACGUCAUCGACGGAGCUGACACGCGACGAGGGAAAACCACAAUCAAUGAAAUGUGGGGAGAGAGAAAGGCUAUCUUGGCUGGAGACUUCAUCCUCUCUGCUGCCUCUAUGGCACUUGCUCGUAUUGGAAAUACUACUGUGGUUUCUGUGCUCUCCCAGGUCAUAGAGGAUCUGGUAAGAGGUGAAUUCAUGCAGCUGGGAUCCAAAGAAAAUGAGAACGAGAGAUUCAAACACUACCUUGAGAAAACCUUCAAGAAGACAGCAAGUCUUAUAGCAAACAGUUGUAAAGCAGUAUCAAUCCUGGUGAACUCAGACCCUGAAAUACACGAAAUAGCGUAUCAGUACGGGAAGAAUGUUGGCAUAGCCUUUCAGUUGGUUGAUGAUGUACUGGACUUCACAUCAUGUGCCAAUCAUUUGGGCAAGCCCUCGGCGGCGGACCUGCGCUUGGGCUUGGCUACCGGACCAGUACUGUUUGCCUGCCAGCAAUUUCCUGAGUUGCACGCCAUGAUCAUGAGGCGUUUCAGCUUUGAUGGAGAUGUGGAUCGCGCCUGGCAAUACGUGCUGGAGAGUGACGGCGUGGAGCAGACCAACUACCUCGCUCGGCGCUACUGCAAAGAGGCCAUCCGUCAGAUCAGCAGGUUGCGUCCCUCCGCCGAGCGCGACGCACUGAUCAGGCUGACCGAGCUGGUCCUUGCCCGAGACAAAUGAGCCCGGACCUUGGUUUCACUUGAGGCAGCUACACCUCUGGAGAGCCCUGAGGGUGUGUAGAAGAUCCCAGCGAAAGGGGGAUGGUUACGCUACUGAUAGUCCCCCUUCUCAACUUAUAACACUUCAGGGUUCACGGAGCACAGAGAAUGCAAUUAUUUACUCAAAAGAUUCACUGUAUACUCGUACUGUAAAUGCAGAUUUCCCUCUUUGUCUCUCCUCAUGUCUCAUCAGAGCAAAUGGUUUUAAGAUACAGGGAUGAAUCUGCUCAAUCAUUGUAAUUCCAGAUGUGGUGCAAGCAGGUGUGCCAUUGUCUCGUGUGUGUCUGUGGACUUGUGUACAUCGCCUGAAAAUCCGUCCACAUUGCGAAGGCCCAAUGGGUUGACAUCAGCACAUGUAAAGUAUAGG
Chanos chanos (milkfish) is the source of this 1651-nucleotide messenger RNA. RefSeq names its product prenyl (decaprenyl) diphosphate synthase, subunit 1 (gene pdss1). The coding region runs from base 2 to 1246 and encodes 414 amino acids. The transcript has 11 exons. The record is from RefSeq and is a predicted model, not a curated record. Gene Ontology annotation, biological process: ubiquinone biosynthetic process; isoprenoid biosynthetic process. Lineage: Eukaryota; Metazoa; Chordata; Actinopteri; Gonorynchiformes; Chanidae. Gene Ontology annotation, molecular function: prenyltransferase activity. Gene Ontology annotation, cellular component: mitochondrion; transferase complex.